Molecule: messenger RNA, 1227 nt
Organism: Eremothecium sinecaudum
Lineage: Eukaryota; Fungi; Ascomycota; Saccharomycetes; Saccharomycetales; Saccharomycetaceae
Gene: ZNG1
Product: GTP-dependent zinc transferase
Exons: 1
Coding region: 1-1227 (408 amino acids)
Cellular component (GO): cytoplasm
Source: RefSeq, a predicted model, not a curated record
AUGGCGUUAAAGAACUUUAACUACAAUGAAGAAGAUGAUGGCGUACUUCCUCCACUUGUUACAGGUGAAGAAGACAACUUGGCUAAAAUAUUAUCUAAUUUAAAGACCGAUGGCGGGGUAAAUAUUGUUAGCGAAGAGAAGAUCAAACUGGCUAAUAAGCAGGUCGAUGGCGACGAUAAUAUUGAUAGAAGGAUCCCAGUGACAAUAAUUACAGGCUACUUAGGGUCAGGGAAGUCCACUCUACUCGAGAAUAUUGUUUUAAAAGGUUCGGAUAUGAGAAUUGCUGUAAUAUUAAACGAGUUCGGUGAUUCUUCAUUAAUUGAAAAGUCUAUGACGAUCAGGAAUCGCGGUGAGUCUUAUGAAGAAUGGCUUGAUUUGGGUAACGGUUGUUUAUGUUGCAGUUUAAAAGAUGUUGGUGUUAAGGCCAUUGAGGCUAUGGUAAAAAGAGCGCCUAACAGUAUUGAUUAUAUUUUACUGGAAACCAGUGGAAUUGCAGACCCAGUUCCUAUUGCAAAGAUGUUUUGGCAAGAUGAAGGUCUGAAUAGCAAUAUAUAUAUUGAUGGGAUAGUUACCGUGAUAGAUAGUGAGAAUAUUCUUUCAUGUAUUGAUGACAUUGCUCCUGACGCACACUGGCAUGGGGAAAAUGUGUUACUUGAAGAUAAUAUUACCAUAGCACACUUGCAAAUAGCCAUGGCUGAUGUUCUUAUACUGAACAAAAUUGAUAGAGUUAAGGGACCAGAGGAUGCUGCUAUAAAGGCUAUCGAGGAACGAAUUAAUGGAAUUAAUGCGGCUGCUCCAAUUCAUCGCGCGGAGUUUGGAAAUCUUGAGUUGGAAAAGAUUCUAAACCUGCACGCAUUUGGAGCAUCAAGUGUAGUAGAAUCCCAUCCGACCUUCCACGACCCUCGCAUCCACACCAUUACACUGACAUGCAGGCGUCUUCGAGACAUGAAUGAACAGUUGAAAGUAGAAGAUUUCCUCCAAUCAUUGCUAUGGAAGGACCAUGGCAGAGACACUCAAUUCAAAAUCAAAAGGGAUUUUGAGGUCCAUCGUACAAAGGCCUUACUUAUCGUGGGAGAGGAGUAUAAGGUCUUACAAGGAGUGCGCGAUACGUAUGAUAUUUUUCCUGGUACGGAGGUACCUGGUGUAUCAUGUUGCAGAUUUGUUCUGAUUGGCAAGUACUUAGACCAGGAAUACUUUCAGGAUCUAUUAAAUACCUCAAUUAUAUAA